Messenger RNA from Microstroma glucosiphilum, 2136 nucleotides. RefSeq names its product GTP-binding protein lepa. The record is from RefSeq and is a predicted model, not a curated record. Bases 1 to 2136 code for a protein of 711 amino acids. Gene Ontology annotation, biological process: positive regulation of translation. Gene Ontology annotation, cellular component: mitochondrion. The transcript has 4 exons. NCBI's taxonomy places the organism in Eukaryota, Fungi, Basidiomycota, Exobasidiomycetes, Microstromatales, Microstromataceae. Gene Ontology annotation, molecular function: mitochondrial ribosome binding; GTPase activity; GTP binding.
AUGGUCAAGCCCUCAGUACCAUCACUGAUACGAUCGCCGACGAUCCGCUCCCAGCAGCAAUCAGCAUGGUCACUCCUGGCGCCAUUGCGCAGCACCUGCUGCCGGCUCACCCCGGCCCAAGCGCAGGCCGCACAAUACCGCCUAGUCCUGCCCUGCCUGUCGCGCUCCUUGUCCUCAACGGCCAAUAGGGCUGUCAGCUCCGGCCCUACCCUCGCAGAACUCCAGCCUGCCAACCCAUUGUCAUUCGACUCGCUAGAGCCCCGAACGUUCUCCAUCAUCGCUCACGUGGACCAUGGAAAGUCCACUCUUGCGGACCGGCUGCUUGAGCUCACCGGGACGAUUCCAAAGAGUGGCGCCAAUCGGCAGGUACUCGAUCGGCUCAAGGUAGAGAGGGAGAGGGGUAUUACAGUCAAGAGUCAGGCAGUCAGCAUGACGUACGAUUACGAGACCCCGAACGCAGAUGGCAGCGUGGGUAAGAAGCGCUACCUUCUCAACCUCAUCGACACUCCAGGCCAUGUAGAUUUUGCCUACGAGGUGUCUCGCAGCUUGGCAGCCUGCCAAUCAGCACUGUUAGUCAUCGAUGCAAGUCAAGGUAUACAAGCUCAGACAAUUGCCAACUUCAGAGUGGCAAAGGCGCUCGGCCUUCCCCUCCUACCAAUUCUGAACAAGGUCGAUCUACCGGCCUCGGAUGUGGACCGAUGCCUUGUCCAGCUGGAGGAGCUGGGCAUCGAUACCGCUGACCCGGUACACCGACCCCUCAUGAUCAGCGCCAAGACUGGCUUGGGCGUGGAGGACGUAUUGAAGGCGAUCGUGGAGCGGACGGCAGCAAUGCCAGGCACAGAAGACGGAAAGGUGGAGGACAGGGAUGGGAAGGGGCUCAGAGCUCUUGUCUUUGACAGCUGGUAUGACUCCUUCAAGGGUGUUGUAGCUCUGGUGUCCAUCAAAGACGGAGCCAUGAAGAAGGGCAACUCCAUCGUCUCUGCUCAUUCGGGCAAAAAGUACGAGGUGCUCGAUAUUGGAGUCAACUACCCAGAUGCCAAAUCUACUGGAAUCCUGAGGAAGGGUCAAGUCGGUUGGGUCAUCUGCAAUAUGAAGGACAUGAGGGAAGCCACCAUCGGAGACACAAUGCAUCUGGCCAACGACAAGAUUGAGCCUCUAGAAGGUUUUCGACCUUCUGUGCCGAUGGUCUAUGCCUCUGCCUAUCCUGUGGAGACGACAGACUUCGUCAAGCUCGAAGAAGCCAUCAAUCGUCUGGCUCUCAAUGACCGUUCCAUUACCGUGCAGCGAGAAUCGAGCAUGGCUCUGGGGCAAGGCUGUCGCCUGGGCUUCUUAGGCACCCUGCAUGCAGAGAUCUUUCGCAGCCGGCUGAGCGAAGAGUACGGGCAGGAGAUUCUUGUCACUGCGCCUACCGUACCUUAUAGACUCACGCGGCCGAAUGGAAAAGUUUCCAUAAUCUCGAGUCCUAUUGACUUCCCCUCGGACGGUGAUCGGGCGAACAAAGCUCUCUUGCUCGAGGAGCCUGUAGUGCAUGGCAGGCUCACCUGCCCCGAAGAAUACACAGGAGAGAUGAUGCAGCUCUGCAGUGAACAUCGAGGCGAAGAACUCGACGUCAACUUCAGCGAGAUGACUGGACAGAAGAGACAGGUAGAGUUAAAGUAUCGGCUGCCGAUGGCGGAGAUCGUCACAGACUUCUUUCCGAAGCUCAAGUCGCGGUCAAGUGGAUAUGCUGGGUUCGAGUAUGAGAUUGCAGAGGGAGAGGAGUAUCAGAGUAGCGACCUCGUCAAACUAUCAUUCCAACUCUCUGGAACACCAAUCGACGCCCUCUCGAUGAUCUUGCACCGUUCAAAAGCCACAGCAGAAGGCCGCAUCUGGGCAAAGAAGCUGAAAGAUGUGGUGCCACGUCAGUACUUUGAAGUGGCUGUGCAGGCCUUUGUGGGCGGGAAAGUCGUUGCGAGGGAGACGGUCAGCGCGUACAGGAAGGACGUGACUGCCGGCAUGUACGGAGGAGACCAGAGGAGGAAGGACAAGAAGCUCAAGAACCAAAAAGAGGGGAGGAAGCGUAUGAGGGAGUUGAAUGUAGGCAGAGUUAGCAUACCCAGCGAGUCCUUCAUCAAGCUGCUCGACCGAUCAUCAUAG